This is a messenger RNA of Castor canadensis (American beaver), 4688 nucleotides long. NCBI's taxonomy places the organism in Eukaryota, Metazoa, Chordata, Mammalia, Rodentia, Castoridae. The record is from RefSeq and is a predicted model, not a curated record.
GCCGGCUUCGGCGGAGGCGGCGGCGGCUGCCGGUCCGGGACGGCGACGCAGCACGCCCGCCCGCGGCGCGACAGGGCGGACUAGACCUCCGCAGCCGGCCGCAGCCGCCGCCUCACCAAGGCCGGACCGAAGAGCGCAGCGGCGAGCGCGCGGCCUGUGAGGCGGCCGGAGCGACGGGCUCAGCGCCAGCGUCCUGUCAGGCGACGGAGGGUCCGCCGCGGACCGAGCCAAGAUGAUGCCGAUGAUAUUAACUGUGUUCUUGAGCAACAAUGAACAGAUUUUAACAGAAGUUCCUAUAACACCAGAAACAACCUGUCGAGAUGUUGUAGAAUUUUGCAAGGAACCUGGAGAAGGCAGUUGCCAUUUAGCUGAAGUAUGGAGGGGAAACGAGCGCCCCAUACCCUUUGACCACAUGAUGUAUGAUCACCUGCAGAAGUGGGGGCCCCGCAGGGAAGAAGUGAAAUUUUUCCUUCGACACGAGGACUCCCCAACUGAGAGCAGUGAACAAGGUGGCCGUCAGACCCAAGAGCCAAGAACUCAGAGAAAUAUAAUAAAUGUACCUGGAGAAAAACGCACUGAAAAUGGGGUUGGGAAUUCACGUGUUGAACUUACCCUCUCAGAACUCCAAGACAUGGCAGCUAGGCAACAGCAGCAAAUUGAAAAUCAGCAGCAAAUGCUGGUUGCCAAGGAACAACGUUUACAUUUUCUAAAGCAACAAGAGCGCCGCCAGCAGCAAUCUAUUUCUGAAAAUGAAAAACUUCAGAAAUUGAAAGAACGAGUUGAAGCCCAGGAAAACAAGCUGAAGAAAAUUCGUGCCAUGAGAGGACAAGUUGACUACAGCAAAAUUAUGAACGGCAAUCUGUCUGCUGAAAUAGAAAGAUUCAGUGCCAUGUUCCAGGAAAAGAAGCAGGAAGUACAGACUGCAAUUUUAAGAGUUGAUCAGCUAAGUCAGCAAUUGGAAGAUUUAAAGAAGGGAAAGCUGAAUGGGUUCCAGUCUUAUAAUGGCAAGUUGACAGGACCAGCAGCGGUGGAGUUAAAAAGACUGUACCAAGAGCUACAGAUUCGUAACCAGCUUAACCAGGAACAGAAUUCAAAACUCCAGCAGCAGAAGGAACUCUUAAAUAAGCGCAACAUGGAGGUGGCCAUGAUGGACAAGCGAAUCAGUGAACUGCGUGAACGACUUUAUGGCAAGAAAAUUCAGCUGAACCGUGUGAAUGGUACAUCAUCGCCACAAUCCCCCCUGAGCACAUCUGGCAGGGUCGCUGCUGUAGGGCCUUACAUCCAAGUUCCCAGUGCUGGGAGCUAUCCUAUCCCGGGAGACCCUGUAAAGCCCCAGUCUCUCACCAUCACCUCAAGUGCUGCCCAUGGAAGAUCAAAAUCUGCUAAUGAUGGAAGCUGGCCAACAUUAAAGCAGAAUUCUGGCUCUUCGAUGAAGUCAGCGCAGAUGGCCAGUACAGAGUGGAAGGACCCAGGCGUGGAGGGAGCCCUCAAGCAGGGUGCAAUCUCAAGCCAACCUCUGCCCUUGUCAGCACUGGGAGCCACAGAAAAGCUGGGCAUCGAGAUUGGGAAAGGGCCACCUCCCAUGCCUGGCGUAGGCAAGCCACUGCCUCCUAGCUAUGGGACUUACCCAAGUCCUACACCUCUGGGCCCUGGGUCAACAAGCUCCCUGGAGAGGAGAAAAGAGGGCAGUUUGCCCAGACCCAGUACAGGUGUGCCAAGUCGGCAGAAACCUGCCCCACUGCCCCCGGCAGGCAGCGCCCCCCAACCUGGCUCCUCGCAGCAGAUUCAGCAGAGGAUUUCGGUACCGCCAAGUCCCACCUACCCACCAGCGGGGCCACCUGCAUUUCCAGCUGGAGACGGAAAACCUGAACUCCCACUGACGGUGGCUAUUAGGCCCUUUCUGGCUGAUAAAGGGUCAAGGCCACAGUCUCCCAGGAAAGGACCCCAAACAGUAAAUUCAAGUUCCAUAUACUCCAUGUACCUCCAGCAAGCCACACCACCUAAGAAUUAUCAGCCAGCCGUGCAUGGCUCCUUAAAUAAAUCAGUUAAAGCAGUGUAUGGCAAGCCCGUCUUACCAUCAGGGUCAACGUCUCCAUCGCCCUUACCAUUUCUUCACGGAUCGUUGGGCACAUCUCAGCCUCAACCAUCCUCAGAAUGUGCUGAAAAAGAGCCAGAGCAGGAGGGCCCCACUGCUACUGGAGAAGGCAGUGCAGUGGAGAGUCUGCCACGGCCACUCAGCCCCACCAAGCUCACACCCAUUGUGCACUCGCCAUUGCGCUACCAGAGUGAUGCGGACCUGGAGGCCCUCCGCAGGAAGCUGGCAAAUGCACCCCGGCCUCUGAAGAAGCGCAGCUCCAUCACGGAGCCAGAGGGCCCUGGAGGGCCCAACAUCCAAAAGCUGCUAUACCAGCGCUUCAACACCUUGGCUGGUGGCAUGGAAGGCACCCCUUUCUACCAGCCCAGCCCCUCACAGGACUUUGUGGGCACCUUGGCCGAUGUAGAUAAUGGAAAUACCAAUGCCAACGGCAACCUGGAUGAGUCCAUUCCUGCCCAGCCCACAGCCCCACUCCCUGAUGAGCCUGCCCCAUCCUCAGAUGCCAAUGAUAACGAGCUACCUUCUCCUGAACCAGAGGAGCUCAUCUGUCCCCCAACCACCCAUCAAACUGCUGAGCCUGCAGAGGACAAUAACAACAAUGUGGCCACAGUCCCUUCCACAGAACAGAUUCCAAGCCCUGUGGCCGAGGCCCUGUCUCCAGGAGAGGAACAGAUCCCUCCAUCACCUCUUUCCCUUGUUGUCCACCCUCCAGCAGCCUCUGUGAGCAAACGGACCAACCUGAAGAAGCCCAACUCAGAGAGGACAGGGCAUGGGCUGAGAGUACGUUUCAACCCCCUGGCACUGCUUCUAGAUGCUUCUCUGGAAGGCGAGUUUGAUCUAGUGCAGAGGAUCAUCUAUGAGGUGGAAGACCCCAGCAAGCCCAAUGAUGAAGGAAUCACCCCUCUGCAUAAUGCUGUCUGUGCUGGCCACCAUCACAUCGUGAAGUUCUUGCUAGACUUUGGUGUCAAUGUGAACGCUGCUGACAGUGAUGGAUGCCAUUCUGGUUCCAGGACACCACUGCACUGCGCUGCCUCUUGCAACAGUGUGCACCUCUGCAAACAGCUGGUAGAGAGCGGUGCUGCCAUCUUUGCCUCCACCAUCAGCGACAUUGAAACAGCUGCAGACAAGUGUGAAGAGAUGGAAGAAGGCUACAUUCAGUGCUCUCAGUUUUUAUAUGGGGUGCAGGAGAAGUUAGGAGUGAUGAACAAAGGCACAGUGUAUGCCCUGUGGGACUAUGAAGCCCAGAACAAUGAUGAGCUGUCCUUCCACGAAGGGGAUGCUAUCACCAUCUUGAGGCGCAAGGAUGAAAGUGAGACUGAAUGGUGGUGGGCUCGCCUCGGAGACCGAGAGGGCUAUGUGCCCAAAAAUCUGCUGGGGUUGUAUCCACGGAUCAAGCCCCGGCAGCGAACACUGGCCUGAAUUUCCCUGGAGCAUUACAGUCUCAACGGCUCCCAGGAAUCACUGAAGAUGAUUCUGCAAUCCCCAGAAAAGUCGGAGCUAGGAUGGUUUCAUGGUGCUCACUUUAGCAGACAGUGUCCACAAUGUGAAUUCUGCACUUCCCAGGUGAGGCCCUUUCUCCAGUCUGCCAUAACUGGGAGAAGUACUUUUGCCUCCAGGAAGACUGAAUUUUGCCAAUUACUGUAAAUCCAAAUAAAUACCCAGCUUCCAAAACACCCACCCUGUUGCCAAUAAGAAGUCCUCUAAUUAUCAUAAUCUCUGAUGGUUGCUAAUGAAGACAAAGUUCUGACUGACUUGGCCCCAAGGUCACCUCUUGUGAUAGAUGUUCCCCCUCCCUGACUACAAAAGGCCAGCUGUUGCCAGGUUGUCCCCAUUGCAGCCCUGCCCUCCUCUGAAGUCACAGAGACCAUCCUUUUUCAACCCACAUGAUUUUUCUUUCACUACCAAAGGGGUGUAAAAACUGUCCAGUGUGGUUGCCCAAUGUGCAUGUCCCCCAGGGGCUCUUGCAUGGGCAAUUUGGGGUGCUCUGCUUCCUGCUGACUCCGUGCUACAGCUGGACUUCGUGCCUCAGCACACUACAGUCCUCUGAUUCUUACAGCCUCUGGCUAACCGCGUGGUUCUUACCCCCUCACAGCUUGAAUUUAUUUAUAUUCAGUGUAGUCAAACACUGGAGUCUGGACAACCACAGGUCAAUGUUGGGUUGGGGUGGGAUGGGGUAGAUUGGGCAGGGCCCAGUUUACACUAAGCUUCCCAGGCCAACUGGGAUAUAGUCACUUUGGCCCCAGUUCCAGACUCCAAGCAAGACAGGCUCUGACCCGGAGCUAGAACUGUGCAGACAUUUUAUACACCAAGAUUAUUUUUCAGCUAGACCAUUUAAAACUACCAGAAUUGUGUUGGUGAUGUUUUGGUUUGUUUUUUUUCCUCAUGAAAACACAGGCUCUAAGGCUUUAUUUUUCAUGUCAGUCUUGUGCAUAACCUGUAUAUAAUAUAAAUCCAUGUGUAGACUCAUGGGUGCAGUGCUGUGGUCAUCACCUUUGAGCAUCAGUUGUCCAGGAUGGUGCUGAGAAGUGAUGCCCUAUGAAGCAGCCUCUUCCACCCCCACCACCACCAUGCCGUGUAACGUGCACAAUAAACC